This is a messenger RNA of Cuscuta europaea, 3266 nucleotides long. The record is from the annotation of a GenBank genome assembly. NCBI's taxonomy places the organism in Eukaryota, Viridiplantae, Streptophyta, Magnoliopsida, Solanales, Convolvulaceae.
AAAAGAAGUGAGAGAAGGUCUGAAAUACUCCAUUUCCUCAUCCUUUCACGCACCAAGAACAAAGGAGGAAGAAGGAGGGGAAAAGAGAAGAGGAAAAGUUGGUUUUGGAGAGGAAAACUGGUGUUUAGCAAGGUAUUCAAGGAACUUUCACGGAGUUGAAAGAGUCACCGGAGUUCGUUGAAGUUCGCCGGAGUUUCACGGGAGCAAAAUCGGGAAGGCUAGAACUUCAUAAGCUUCAUUAAGGUUGAGGCUAGAGUCCUACUACCUGCACCUUUGCCUAGGGUGAUUGAUCGAGAAGGAAGACGUGGUUCGUGCUUCCAUUCUUAUUUCAAAUGUAUAAACCGCUCAUGGAUUUUUGAACAACGUUUUCAUUAAAACAGUUGGGGCCUGCGUGCCCGUGUUUGCCACGUGUGGCUAAGUAUCAAACAUUUUAUUAUUUCUGCAUUUGUUUGAUUUUGAUAUUGAUGUUGAUUGUAUGUGUUUACUAAUCGGUUUGGCAAUAGAAUCAAUCGGACGCCUUGUACAACUCAAUAGGGAUGAACUGUUGUUGUUCUUAUCGGGUUGUACGGCGGUUGUCUACGUGGCUCGGAUGCGGUCCGGGGCGUGACAAUUACGUGGUAUCAGAGCCAUCGAUUUCUAAACUAUAUAAUUAACCUCUCAAUAUGGUUAUCCUCAAAAAGUUUUGAAUAAAACCAUGAGCAACAGUUUUUGUACUUAAGGAACCGUUGGAAACCAAGUUAUUGACCUCUUAUUGUUAAGACGGUACCCUUAACAGUUUGUUGGCCAUAAUGUUGGACCAAGUGGUGUCUUUCGUACUACUCCGUCAAUUGACAUUGAAACGAGUCUAAUGACUCAUUCCUUACUUCUUUCAGAAAUGGAGGGUGGACGCAGGAUAACUAGGAGGAACCCGACAGGGCAUGUGCCGGGGGCCACCGGGCAUGCCACUUGGGCGGAAUCACGGACCUCUAGGGGUAGAGGCCGGGACCAAAGCCUAGGAGGAGGCCGAGGCAGGGGUCGUGGGCGUUCUACCACGCCGACGACAAGUAGCACACGCGUCGGUUCCGUGCACCCGUCAUGGGCCACCGAACCAGACGACUUCACCUAUGCUCCAAGCACGGAGAAAGAGGAGACCCCGUACAACGGGGAGGACUUUGAGGAAGAAGAUGAGGAUGAUGAUCCUCAUUAUGACCGUAUGAGUGAGGUACUAGAGUGGUACCUCGAGAAUAAAGCAAAGAGAGAGCAGCGGCGCCAAGCUAGGCAGGCUAGGCAAACCAUGGGGCAGGUAAGCCGAGGUGCUUCUAGUGCUCCAUCUGGAGCAUUUGAGGGAGACACGAUGGUGCGUAUCUCCAAAUAUCUCAAGGAGGCCAGGGCCUUGGGGUGCAAAUCAUUUGAUGGCAAGGGCGACAUAUCCGAGGCCGCUGACUGGAUUAAGAAGCUGAAUGAUGCUUCUAGGGAUAUGCAAAUUGGACUCGACGUGAAGUUGAGGGUUGCCACCAGGCUACUAGAAGGGGUAGCUGCUCUAUGGUGGGAUGGCGUGGAAGGAAAGUUCCACGGUGAGGCCACUUGGGAGAAGUUCGAAGUGGAGUUCUAUAAUCAGUACUACUCAACUUUUGAAGUCAAUCUCAAAAGAAGAGAGUACACAAACCUGAAACAGGAGGAUGGUUGCUCGGUGAGGCAAUUGGAACAAAGGUUCCGUGACUUGGCUCGAUUCAUCCCAGAAUACUCUUUGGAUGAAAAUCGUAUGGCCAAUCAUUUUUGGGAUGCUCUACAGUUGGAUAUCCGUGACCGGGCUACUUACCAUCACAACAUGACAUUUAGCCAGAUUGUCGAUCAGGGGCUCCUUGGGGAAGCCCAAUGGGACGAGAGGAAGUUGAGGGACGCCGAGGAGGCGAAGAAGAGAAGAUGGGGAAACUCGGGACCCCAAGACCACUCCCGAAAGCAUCACGCUGGGGGUGGCAAUUCAUUCAGGGCGCCGGCACCACCGACAAAAAGGAACAAGGGUUCAGGAGGGCAAGGGCCCAAACCGGGGGGUGUGGGACCACCCAGGUGCGCAAACUGCGGUAAGAACCAUGGGGGAAGGUGCAAUGAACCACCCCGGUGCUUCAAAUGCGGUAGCACGAGCCACCUCAAAUCCUCUUGUCCAAUGCUGAACGGGGGAGGACCAUCGGGAGCCAUGGGAAGACCUACGACUAGUAGGGGACGUGCGGGGCCGUCUCAGGCCGGCACGGGAAGGAGCGGACCCACGGCUAGCAACGCCGCGUCCGUUAAUCAAGGGAGGACCCAAACACGGGUGUAUGCAAUGACCGAGGCUGAUGCUCGGGCCAACCCGGACUCCAUUGCAGGUUGAGGCUAGAGUCCUACUACCUGCACCUUUGCCUAGGGUGAUUGAUCGAGAAGGAAGACGUGGUUCGUGCUUCCAUUCUUAUUUCAAAUGUAUAAACCGCUCAUGGAUUUUUGAACAAUGUUUUCAUUAAAACGGUUGGGGCCUGCGUGCCCGUGUUUGCCACGUGUGGCUAAGUAUCAAACAUUUUAUUAUUUCCGCAUUUGUUUGAUUUUGAUAUUGAUGUUGAUUGUAUGUGUUUACUAAUCGGUUUGGCAAUAGAAUCAAUCGGACGCCUUGUACAACUCAAUAGGGAUGAACUGUUGUUGUUCUUAUUGGGUUGUACGGCGGUUGUCUACGUGGCUCGGAUGCGGUCCGGGGCGUGACAAUGCACCUGUUAGGCGACUUGAGGGAUGGGGAGAAGAGACUGAGAGGAGAGGGAGGGGAAGACCCAAACAGACUUGAAUUAGAUGAAUCAGAACUGAUAUGCAUCUAUUUGGCUUGGAUGAGAUUAUGAUUUUGGAGAGAGCAAAGUGGAGGACACACAUUCGUCAUGUUCGACCCGGUAUUUCUACUGGAUUUUAUUACUACAUUGGCACUUGUACACUUGCAAGUUUAAGCCGAUCAGUAUUAGAAACUAUCAGAACGUCUUCAAGGUGAUGGAGUAUAUGUCCCAGGGACCCCCGGUCCACAUACUUCCUCUACUACAAUCAGGCCCAAUAGGCCCAAACGAGCCAAACCCAGCAAAAUGGAGCUCUAAGCAGCCCACAAUACGCUGGGUUGGAACAGACGACUGUCGACCUGUGCCUUCAGCUCCAACAUAAUGCCCCCGAUGCCCGCCUUGGCAUCGAGGCCAAAAAGAAGGACCGGAGCGAAAACCAAAUGAGCCCUCCGGUUCUCACCAUUGACGUACAAUCAGCAUUCUCCGCCUUCAUCCAGACUCUCA